Molecule: messenger RNA, 1238 nt
Organism: Gastrolobium bilobum
Lineage: Eukaryota; Viridiplantae; Streptophyta; Magnoliopsida; Fabales; Fabaceae
Product: 1-aminocyclopropane-1-carboxylate oxidase-like
Exons: 4
Coding region: 47-997 (316 amino acids)
Source: RefSeq, a predicted model, not a curated record
UAUACUCAUAUAGCUGAUUAAAGUGAAAGAGAAAAGAAAGAAGCAAAUGGCAAACUUUCCAGUAGUUGACAUGGGGAAGCUUAACAACGAAGAGAGAGGAGCAACCAUGGAGAUGAUUAAAGAUGCCUGUGAGAACUGGGGUUUCUUUGAGUUGGUGAACCAUGGGAUAUCCAUUGAGUUGAUGGACACAGUGGAGAGGCUCACAAAAGAGGACUACAAGAAGCGUAGGGAGCAAAGGUUCAAAGAAAUGGUGGCCAGCAAAGGUCUUGAUUCUGUUGAGUCAGAAGUCGACGAGUUAGAUUGGGAAAGCACCUUCUUUUUGCGCCAUCGUCCAGUCUCUAACACUUCGGAGAUCCCUGAUCUUGAUGAAGAUUACAGGAAGGCAAUGAAGGAAUUUGCACAGGAAUUGGAGAAACUGGCAGAGCUACUUCUUGACUUGCUGUGUGAGAAUCUGGGGCUGGAGAAAGGGUACAUGAAGAAGGUCUUUUAUGGAUCAAAGGGCCCAAAUUUUGGCACCAAAGUUAGCAACUACCCUCCUUGUACCAAGCCUGAACUCAUCAAGGGCCUCAGAGCCCAUACAGAUGCUGGUGGUAUCAUCCUACUCUUCCAAGAUGACAAGGUCAGUGGACUGCAGCUCCUCAAGGAUGACCAGUGGAUUGAUGUCCCACCAAUGCCUCACUCCAUUGUCAUCAACCUUGGUGACCAACUUGAGGUCAUAACCAAUGGCAAGUACAAGAGCGUCAUGCACAGAGUACUUGCUCAAACAGAUGGUAAUAGAAUGUCUCUAGCCUCAUUCUACAACCCAGGCAAUGAUGCUGUCAUCUCUCCAGCACCAGCCUUGGUGAAGGAAGAUGAGACAAAUCAAGUCUACCCAAAAUUUGUUUUUGAUGAUUACAUGAAGCUCUAUGCUGGUCUCAAGUUCCAGGCCAAAGAGCCAAGAUUUGAAGCCAUGAAGGCCAUUUCCAACGUUAAUUUGGGCCCCAUAGCAACUGUCUGAGCCUGAGCUUAUGGAAGCAUUUGAUCCAUUAUGUGUGUUUCUGUUAAUGUGAUAAGGCUACUAAGCUUACCCAUUAGUGUUUGGUAUGGUAUGGAAGCUUAAGCAUGUGUAGUAUAAACCUUAUAGUUCAAAAUAAAGUAUUAGCUCGAUUAUAUAUAUUGUGUGUGUGAUCAAUUAUGUUGUCUGGUGUUUAUGUAAGUGCGAUGUACUGAGUUCUGUUUAUAAAGUAUCCUCAUCUUGC